AUGGAGAAUUCUCAGUUUGGAGGAAAUGAGCCGCAGGACACGUCCAGCACCAUCCCAGGGAUAAGCCAGGUGAACGUACUGGAGAUAGCUGAGAUGCAAGAGGAAGGAUACAAGGAAGGACCGGAGAAGCAGACAGUGAAGAGAGAGGAUGAAUGUGAUGAGCUCACGGAAGUUAUUACAGCUGCGAUCAGCCCGCCUUCCAGAGCACACGCAAGGGGUCACAUGCCCGUGUUCUCCAAGUACGGUAGAAGACAUCGCUACAAGUUUGAACUUGAUUUGAUAAAUGCCGGGGAGGACUGCGAUGAAACUUGUAUGUCCGAGGAAAAUUUACAGCAAAACUCAUGCUCUGAUCAAUCUCAGAGAACAAUAAGAGGAGGGAGUAAACCUGAAUUUCCGGAGAAUGACGAAGAGGGUAAUUGGAAUCCAGGGUUUCAAAGUGAAGAGAGACAGUUUGAAUGUUCCCAUUGUAGCAAAUGCUUCAGUCAAAGAGAACAGUUGAUCGAUCAUCAACAACUUCAGUGUGGGACACUCUUCACUUCCAGACAAGGAUUAGUGAGACACCAGGAAACUCAAACUGAAUUGAAACGAUACGAAUGUUCUCAGUGUGGGAGGUGCUUCGGGGUGAAAGACUCAUUGAAGAGACAUCAGAGAACCCAUACUGGCGAGAAACCCUUCAAAUGUUCCCACUGUGGGAGAUGCUUCGGUCAGGUGAGUAAUUUGUAUAGACAUCGAAGAAUUCACACCGGAGAGAAACCAUUCAAAUGUUCUGAGUGCGGAAAAUGCUACAGCGAUGGAAGAGCAUUGAAGAAACAUCAGAAUAUUCAUAUUGUGAGAAAAGCUUCUGUCAGAGGAUUCAUUUCUGAGAAUGACAAAGAGGUUAAUUGGAAUCUAGGGUUUCAAAGUGAAGGGAGACCAUAUGAAUGUUCCCAUUGUAGCAAAUGCUUCAGUCAAAGUGAACAGUUGAUCAAUCAUCAGCAACUUCAGUGUGGGACACUCUUCACUUCCAGACAAGGAUUAGUGAGACACCAGGAAAUUCAUACUGGAUCGAAACAAUACAAAUGUUCUCAGUGUGGGAGGUGCUUCAGGGAGAGAGACACAUUGAAGAGACAUCAGAGAACUCAUACUGGUGAGAAACCCUUCAAAUGUUCCCACUGUGGGAGAUGCUUCAGUCAGGUGAGUAAUUUGCAUAGACAUCGAAGAAUUCACACCGGAGAGAAACCAUUCAAAUGUUCUGAGUGCGGAAAAUGCUACAGAGAUGGAGGAGUAUUGAAGAAACAUCAGGAUAUUCAUAUUGUGAGAAAAGCUUCUGUCAGAGGAUGCAUUUCUGAGAAUGACAAAGAAGUUAAUUGGAAUCGAGGGUUUCAAAGUGAAGGGAGACCAUAUGAAUGUUCCCAUUGUAGCAAAUGCUUCAGUCAAAGAGAACAGUUGAUCGAUCAUCAGCAACUUCAGUGUGGGACAUUCUUCACUUCCAGACAAGGAUUAGCGAGACACCAGGAAACUCAAACUGAAUCGAAACCAUAUGAAUGUUCUCAGUGUGGGGCGGGCUUCAGUGAGAGAGACACAUUGAAGAAACAUCAGAGAACUCAUAUUGGUGAGAAACCCUUCAAAUGUUCCCACUGUGGGAGAUGCUUCAGUCAUGUGAGUAAUUUGUAUAGACAUCGAAGAAUUCACACCGGAGAGAAACCAUUCAAAUGUUCUGAGUGCGGAAAAUGCUACAGAGAGAGAAGAACAUUGAAGAAACAUCAGAAUAUUCAUAUUGUGAGAAAAGCUUCUGUCAGAGGAUGCAUUUCUGAGAAUGACAAAGAGGGUAAUUGGGAUCAAGGGUUCACACAAGGGAUCAGUGUGGGAGGUGCUUCAGCGAUAGGAGCACGUUGA
Molecule: messenger RNA, 1875 nt
Organism: Elgaria multicarinata webbii
Lineage: Eukaryota; Metazoa; Chordata; Lepidosauria; Squamata; Anguidae
Product: gastrula zinc finger protein XlCGF26.1-like
Exons: 1
Coding region: 1-1875 (624 amino acids)
Biological process (GO): regulation of transcription by RNA polymerase II
Molecular function (GO): DNA-binding transcription factor activity, RNA polymerase II-specific; RNA polymerase II cis-regulatory region sequence-specific DNA binding
Source: RefSeq, a predicted model, not a curated record